AUGAUCGUCGAUCAAAAAUUGUGCUUUAUAGAAGUCAUAGACACCGCCGGUCAAGAGGAGUAUUCGACCCUCCGCGAUCAAUGGGUUCGAGAGGGACAAGGAUUUGUCCUCGUCUACUCCAUCGCCUCGAGAGCCACAUUUGACCGCCUCGAGGUCUUUCGACAGAACAUGAUCCGCGUCAAGCGCACACAGCCCGUCUUUGUCCUCGUCGGCAACAAAUGCGACAAGACCUAUGAACGAGAAGUCUCGCGCGAAGAAGGUGCCGCCCUUGCCCGUCAUUUCGGCUGCGACUUUUUGGAGACAAGCGCAAAGACGGCUGCAAACGUGGACAGGCUCUUUACUGACCUCGUCCGUACGUUGCGGUACCACAAGGAGCUCAAUGAGAAUGGCGGCGCGCUCCCACCCCAAGGCGCAGGCCCUCACAGUGGCCAAGGUGCGCGUGUCAAAAAGCCGCCACGCAGCAAGUGUGUUAUCGUCUGA
Serendipita indica DSM 11827 is the source of this 480-nucleotide messenger RNA. The record is from the annotation of a GenBank genome assembly. NCBI's taxonomy places the organism in Eukaryota, Fungi, Basidiomycota, Agaricomycetes, Sebacinales, Serendipitaceae.